Triticum aestivum (bread wheat) is the source of this 1406-nucleotide messenger RNA. RefSeq lists its product as uncharacterized. Bases 117 to 1124 code for a protein of 335 amino acids. The transcript is spliced from 7 exons. The record is from RefSeq and is a predicted model, not a curated record. Lineage: Eukaryota; Viridiplantae; Streptophyta; Magnoliopsida; Poales; Poaceae.
AUACGGAGUUACUCUAAAAGGAGGUCAUAUACGCAGGACACGGAGCAAACGUAUUAGCCUCAGGUUAAAUUAUUUUGUGUGCGUGGCCGAUCCUAAACGUCGCGGUGAAAGCCAACAUGUCGUCGCCUACCCAGUGCGAGUACUCUUAUUAUGAUGUGCCUGAGCAGUUGGAAACACCGCUGCUAGAGCCAAAGAACACCAACACUUCCUCUUCCUCCACACAGCCAGAGGCGCUAACUCAUGAUAUCUUGCCAGUGUCAAGGCAAUCGUCUCCACCUAUUUUCGUUCGCAACCCUUCUGGUUGGCAUCUACAGUUUUUCAUCAGAAUAGACGUCGAGGGUUCUUUCCACACGUAUCCUAGUGUGGGCGGGCCAUUCCAGAGCUUGCAGGAAGCUGAGAACGCUAUCACUAGCCAUCUUGAUGAGCUGCGCUCUCCUAUGAUGCGCACAUAUGGGCUUUCGGAUGCUGAGAUUUGUAUUAAACAUGGCCUUUAUUGGCUUGAUGGCACAAGGAAGAGUUCUCCUGAAGGCAAUCCAGACCAUAGGAAUGUCAGCGUAUUGGUUCAAGCUUUGCUAGAUAAAUACAAUGAAGAUCACCAUCUUUUGGGGGAUCUUGCAUAUGAACUUGAUGAUGUUGUGAUCUUCCGAGAAUUUUAUGAGGGGAAGAACUUCACUAUGUUCUACCAUAUCAAUUUGACUACAAAAACCAAAGGACAAGAUGGUUUGCACAGUGGCGUCAACAAUCUAUUUUUUGCUGAAGUCAGAGAAAUUGAAGGAGAAAAUGACGAAUAUGUGCUCAAUUGUUUAUGUAUGGUUAAUCCUACCGACAAUGGCCAAUGCUAUGGUUGUAUGAGUUAUGGAAAUGUUGAUUUGAAGCACCCUGUUGAUGUGGAUAAAUACAAAGGGGGUCACUCUAGCCCACACAUACCAUGUUGUGGUUUUGAUCUAGGGUGUGAUGUUAUUACUGGCCUAGAUGCAUACACCGAGAGUGAAGAGGCUAGGCUGGUGGAUGACGAGGCUAUGCUAAGAUAUAUAAACAUGUGCCCUGUUGAUCCUCCUGUUCUGGCAAAAUUGGAUGGUGAAGAGUGCCUGCUGGUUUGGCGAAGAGAGAGGAUUCUGGUUUGACCAAGGGAGAGUGUGGUCAGGAAGCGUGAAAUACAUUGUACCUGCUAGGCGUAUGUUGGUUUGAGUACCCUGUCAGUUUCCAGUAUCUUGGAGAAGGACUAAACUCGUCGUGCACCAUCAUCUGGGAUGUCGUUGCUGCAACGGUAUAAUGUAUGGAUCUGCCAUUUGCUUGGACUUGGUUGUAGCUGCUUGGAAGUUUAGUGCUUUGGGACCGUAAUGGUGUAAUGUUUCAUAUUUGAGUUCCAUGGAAAGUCGGUAAUGGAGUUGCCUUUUGUUUUUCAA